CCAGCCCAAUACUAAGACAGUACACAUUUUACCGUCCACACUCUCCCUCCUUAGGGUUCUUCUCUCCGAUCACUUCUCCGACGCAGCAGGAAAUGACAAACUUCAGGAAGCUCGGCCGGCAUGCGGGUCACCGUAUCUCCAUGCUCAGGACACUGGUGUCUCAAUUGGUCAAGCACGAGCGUAUAGAGACCACCGUCACUAAGGCUAAAGAGGUGCGUCGUCUUGCUGAUAACAUGAUUCAACUCGGUAAAGAGGGCUCACUCGAUUCGGCAAGGCGAGCAGCUGGUUUUGUAAGAGGAGAUGAUGUCCUUCACAAGAUUUUCACUGAACUGGCUUACCGAUACAAAGAUAGAGAUGGUGGAUACACGAGAUUGUUACGUACUCGCAUUCGAGUCGGUGAUGCUGCUCCAAUGGCCUAUAUCGAGUUUAUAGACAGAGAGAACGAGCUUAGGCAAUCGAAUCCAGCAACCCCUCAACCACCACAACGUGUGCCGUUGGACCCAUGGGAUAAAUCCCGCCUCAUGAAGCAAGUUGCUCCACCUAAGGAGGAGAAGAUCUCUGAUACCGAAUUAUAAUGUGGAAAAUAAUUACAAUCUUCUUUCUGCAUCAUCCACUAUUUACCAUAAUAUGUUUUUACCGAGGUAAACAAUAUAUUUAGGCUUUUUGUUGUUAGUUCUGAACAUUUACAAUGGUGUCUUGAAUGCAUCAACAGUUCUCAUGA
Molecule: messenger RNA, 721 nt
Organism: Raphanus sativus (radish)
Lineage: Eukaryota; Viridiplantae; Streptophyta; Magnoliopsida; Brassicales; Brassicaceae
Exons: 6
Coding region: 93-575 (160 amino acids)
Biological process (GO): translation
Cellular component (GO): ribosome; large ribosomal subunit
Molecular function (GO): structural constituent of ribosome
Source: RefSeq, a predicted model, not a curated record